Messenger RNA from Rotaria sordida, 840 nucleotides. NCBI's taxonomy places the organism in Eukaryota, Metazoa, Rotifera, Eurotatoria, Philodinida, Philodinidae. The record is from the annotation of a GenBank genome assembly.
AUGGUGCAUCAUUUCCACAACAAUUUUUCCCAACAAAAUCAAAUUAUAACUGUUCCAGCACCCGAAGCAAUUGUUGCUGCAGUAGCAAAGAACAGUGAUACAUCAAAUUCAUUAAAACCCAAUGGUGAACAAUAUCUGAACGGUGCUAAACUUUAUACACUAGAAGAAUUUAGCGUUUUAAGAAGAAUUGGUAUUGGUUUAGCUAUUGCUGGUGGUGUGAUUAAUUCUAUGCUUUAUAAUGUUGAUGAUGGUCAUCGAGCUGUUAUUUUUGAUUGUUUCCAAGGUGUUAAACUAGGUGUUAUUGAAGAAGGAACUCAUUUUAUGAUUUCAUGGCUUCAUAGACCAAUUAUAUUUGAUAUUCGUACACGACCACGAUCUAUUCUAUCAAUAACAGAAAUAAAAGAUUAUGAAGAACGUGUUUUACCAUCGAUUAUUAAUGAAUCUCAAUUUGAUCCUAUUGAAUUGAUUACACAACGUACACUUAUUUCUCAACGUGUUAGUGAAUUAUUAACAGAACAUGCUACACAUUUAAGUUUUAGACCUGAAUUUACAUGUGCUGCUGAAUUACAACAAGUUGCACAACAAUAUGUUGAAAAACAACGAUUUUUAGUCGAAAAAACCGAUCAAAGUCGUCAAGCAAAUGUUAUUGCAGCAGAAGGUGAUGCUCGUGCAGCUGAUUUGAUUGGCAAAGCUUUAGAUGAAGCUGAUGAUCGUUUGAUCGAACUUCGACGAAUUGAAGCCGCUGAAGGUACUGCAAAUCAAUUAUCAAAAUCAAGAAAUAGCGUCUAUUUACCACAUGGUCCUCAAAUGUUACUUAACAUUACUGGUGCUAUGCAAUAA